Messenger RNA from Artibeus jamaicensis (Jamaican fruit-eating bat), 3418 nucleotides. RefSeq names its product cytochrome c oxidase assembly protein COX18, mitochondrial. Gene Ontology annotation, molecular function: membrane insertase activity. The record is from RefSeq and is a predicted model, not a curated record. Gene Ontology annotation, biological process: mitochondrial respiratory chain complex IV assembly; protein insertion into mitochondrial inner membrane from matrix. Gene Ontology annotation, cellular component: mitochondrial inner membrane. NCBI's taxonomy places the organism in Eukaryota, Metazoa, Chordata, Mammalia, Chiroptera, Phyllostomidae.
GCUAGCGUCACUGGCUUGACUGGGAAGGUCAACAGUGGCUGCAGGCAGCCCAGCGCUCAGUUCGUAACCAGGGUGCCGACGCAUGCGCCUGGCGGCUCCGACGGGGCUAGAGUCGCAGCUACGUUGGGAAGCCCGCGUUUUGGGCUCAGCCCUGGUGCACACAUGCUCAGCCCUGGCACACGUGCUCGGCCGGCUUGGCGGUAGGUGGCUGCGGCCGCUGCCUGUGCUGCAUCUCGGAGUGCAAGGCCCGCAAUUUGCGCGGGCCCCAACUGGCGGUGCCGAGCGCUCCGUAGUGCGGGUGUGGGUGGCGGCUUCAGUCUCUGCAGUUAGUCCGAGCGGUGCGGGCGGCUGGUAUGAGGCUCUGGCCACGUCGGCGCCCGUGCAGGGCGCGGAGGAUCUGUUGCUCGGCGCACACAACGCCACGGGCUUGCCCUGGUGGAGCACCGUGGUACUCACCACCGUGGCCCUGCGCAGCGCCGUCACGCUGCCCCUAGCGGCCUACCAGCACUACAUCCUGGCCAAGGUGGAAAAUUUGCAGCCAGAAAUAAAAAACAUUGCGCGGCAUCUUAACCAAGAAGUUGCAGUCCGUGCAAAUCAGCUGGGUUGGUCCAGAAGAGUUGCCAGGCUCACCUAUCUGAAGAACAUGCGGAGGCUUGUGUCCGAGCUGUACGUUCGGGACAACUGCCACCCUUUCAAGGCCACAGUGUUGGUCUGGAUUCAGAUUCCAAUGUGGAUCUUCAUGUCUGUUGCUCUGCGGAAUCUCAGCACAGGAGCUGCCCAUGCAGAAGCAGGUCUUUCUGUUCAGGAGCAGUUAGCCACUGGUGGGGCCCUGUGGUUUCCUGACCUCACUGCGCUGGAUUCCACUUGGAUUCUGCCUGUCUGCGUUGGUGUCGUCAACUUACUCAUAGUAGAGAUUUUUGCUCUACAAAAAAUUGGAAUGUCUCGUUUCCAGACGUAUGCUACGUACUUUGUUCGAGCGGUGUCCGUGUUGAUGAUCCCAGUUGCGGCAACAGUACCCUCAUCGAUUGUUCUCUACUGGCUGUGCUCCAGCCUCAUGGGCCUUUCACAGAACUUGCUGCUGCGUUCUCCUAGAUUUCGCCAACUUUGCCGAAUACCCUUGACCAAGGGAGAUUCAGACACUCCUUAUAAGGAUCUUUUUGCUGCCUUUUACGCCAAGUUUAUUUCAAGGAAAUGACAUAUUUUUCUGCAGUUUUGAAACAAUUAUAAGUGUCACUACCACUUUAAUAUCCUUCAAAGAUUUAUUCAGAUAUGAUUAAUUUGCCAUUAUUUAAAAUCAUUAACUCUGUGAAGUACUGUUGGUUAAAAUAUAAUCCAUUUAUGUUUGACAACACUUAAAGUCUUUUAAAUGCUAGAAAUGUAUUGGUACUAUGUUCACUUGUGUCCUAAGAAUAUAAAAGUGUCUGGCUCUGUUUACAAAAUUACAAUUUGCUAGAGGAGACUAGAACUUUGGAAAACAGAAAUAGAUGCUCAGUGAUGUCAAAUUGUACUGAACAGUCUAUACAACAAAAGAAUCCAGUGAGGUGAUUCUUAAAAUUUGAUUAUAGGCAUGUUUUAGCAUCUGAUAAAACUGUUUUUCUCUUCAGAAAAUUCCUAAGACUCACAGCGAAGGGGCCAUCAUUGACCAUUGCCCUGAAAUCCCUCUGGUAACUCCUAGUUAAGAAAUCUUAUCUUAAUGGAACAUACGUUGACAUUGGGUUAAUGUGUGAUUUUUAAGAAUGGACUCGAGAUACACGGUAGUGGAGAACUCCACGCACGCAAGGCAGCACCUUGUGGCGGGCGGCGGCCUCCCAGCCACGCUCCGAGAGAGUACGAGAAGCGUACGUUCCUUUUCCCGUCACCCAGGAGGUCUGGAAUAUAAAACAGGGAACUAAGUGCUGCUAGAGACCCAAGUGGAAAAUCUAAGCAUGAAGUUCUUUUAGUCAAAGGAGGAUAAACCAGAAAGGGGCUACCUGUUAUGGAGGAGAUUUUAUAAACUUGUUUAUUUGGAAGCAUUAAGUACUCCAAUGGGUUAAAACUAUGGUUAGAUGUUUAAUAUAAGAAACAAUUCACAGGUAAUAUAAAUUGUGGACCCAGCUGUGUACUUGUUGAACUAAAAAAUGUGAUAAAAUUCUGGUUGAGAUUUUUAGGAAUAAAUUCGACAGACAUUUGAGAAGAUUAUAAAUUUUCACUGUAUUGGAAUGUGAACUAGAUUCUGAGAUUCUAGAUUCUCCAUCUUACGUUUUUUGAUAAAAUAAAAACUAAAGUGAAAUUAUUGAUAACUAGUCAUUUCUUGAGUAAUAUCUGUCAUGUCUUAGCCAUGUCGGCUGCCUGAUUACUGCAGUUCACUGAGAGCACAGAGCGGCGGAGUCUGGGUUCUCUUUUCCUGACUCCCCAGGCCUGGUUGAGGACUGUCCAACUGAGAACACUGUGCUUCCCAGUACAUACGGUCGGUCCUCUUUGGCAGAUUUUGUAUUUGACAGUUUGCCAAUCUGCUAAGACUUAUUUGAAUGCCCAAAUCAAUACUCACAGUACUUCUGAUGACAUUCUUGGGCAUACACAGAAGAGUAAAACAUUCGAGUAACCUGAGGCACACUUUUCCCUCAAACAAGGCAGUGCUGUGCCUUCAUGUUUUGUUUUUCAAACUGUAAAUAAGUGUCCUUUUUCUUGUGUAUUUAGUGCUUUUUUUUCUCAUUUUUGUGCUUUUUUGUUAGAUUAUUUGUCUAUUUAAAAUGGCCUCUGAGUGUCAUGCUGAAGUGCCAGCUAGUGAAGUUUCUUAAGGAGAAAAUACCUGCAUUAGAUAAACUUCAGUCAUGAGUUCUGUUGGCCAUGCUUUUAAUGUCAACGAGUCAAUGAUAUAUUGUAUUGAUGGUCAGUAAGGGUGAGCAGGGGCUUGCAGGGGCUGAACCCUGUAGGAACAACAGUACAGUAUUCACGAGUUCUGUCUUUGUGCCGACUCGACAGAGUGCAGCUACCUCAAAUAACUGUAAUGUUUGCAAUCAAGGAAACAGACAGAAAUGUGUGUGCUCUUUUAUAGCAAAAAGAGGAGAGGAAAUUGGAGAAAAAGUUUGGAUAUCUCUGGAACAAAUUGGCCCUUGGUAUGUGUAUCAUCACUGUGUACUGAUUCAGAUAUUUUUCUCAUGAUGGGGUGAGGGAAUUCAGCCCACUUCCUUUGUCCUCAAAGAUGUUUAUCAUUUUCUUAAAAGUGAAAAAUAAGGGAAUGCUUGACUCCUUUUCAAAUAGGUGAAUCUCCUUUCAAGAACAUACUUUACCCGGUUUAUUGUGAUUCCCCUCGAUCUCAAAUUGUACAUUUGUAUCUUUUUUCCAAUGUGUAUUUUACCUAAUUUCCUGUUGCGCUGCCAUUUUCAAACUUUUUGAAUUGCUCCUCAAAGGCAUACAAUAAAUUUAUUUGAGAAUAAAA